Trichoderma aggressivum f. europaeum is the source of this 462-nucleotide messenger RNA. RefSeq lists its product as uncharacterized. The transcript is spliced from 3 exons. Lineage: Eukaryota; Fungi; Ascomycota; Sordariomycetes; Hypocreales; Hypocreaceae. Gene Ontology annotation, molecular function: protein binding. The coding region runs from base 1 to 462 and encodes 153 amino acids. The record is from RefSeq and is a predicted model, not a curated record.
AUGGACCCCUCAUCAGGCAGCCAAGCUCCCGGAGCACCACCGACGCUCUCACCAGAAGCCAUCGCAUUUGCAGGCAGGAUGUACGACUCUGCUAGAAAAGGUGAAGUCGCUGUCUUUGAACAGGCACUUCCAGCUGGGCUACCUCCGAACAUGACGAAUGAAAAGGGAGACACACUACUCAUGCUCGCCGCAUAUCACGGACAUGCAGAUCUCGUCAAGUUGCUGAUACAACACGGAGCUGAUCCAAACCGCGUGAAUGACAGAGGGCAGAGUCCCCUGGCCGGAGCCGUGUUUAAGAAGGAGGAUGAGGUUAUCGAGGUACUAUUAGAAGGCGGUGCAGACCCUGAUUAUGGCAAGCCGACUGCUAUGGAGUGCGUGUCCAUGUUUCAGCAGGAGGAUACAUGGAAGGCCAAGUUUGAGGCUGCUCCUGGAAGAGGCAAGGCACAACCGCCCGCUUCAUGA